AUGUACAAACACGAACAGUUUAUGAACCCUGGCCCUGCGCCCCGCCCCCCAACUGACCGCCCGCGCCUUGCGCUCACCCCCUCUACCCAGAACCUCCCAGGCAACAUGUCGGCCAUGAGCCUGAACUCACCCGGCGGCCUCAAUGGUUCGCAGCCAUCCCUCAUCCGCACACAGACCAGCAGCCCCGGCGGCGUACACCAGGUUAUCAAGGACGGCUGGGCCAAGGUCAAGGAAGAGGGCAUUGUCAAGGGAAUGUUCUGGUCGGAGAAGUUCCUGGUGCUUCGUGAAUACCAGCUCGACUUUCUGAAGAGCAACAACUCGCCCAAGGUUUCUUUCUCCAUCCAGCUUCGCGAUGUUACAAACAUUCAGCGGUCCGAGGACUAUCCUUACUCGUUCGAGAUUAUUCGGACUGCCAACACCAACAACGGCGCAUCGCCUCCUCGCGAUGGCCCCACAAAGCAGCUCAUCUGCAAGGUCGAAACUGACGACGAGGUCUACGCAUGGAUUGACUCCAUCUACCAGCGCUGCCCCAGCAUGGGCGGUGUGAGUAACCCCACCAACUUCACUCACCGCGUACACGUGGGCUUCGACCCCACCAGCGGCGCUUUCGUCGGCCUACCGGUUGAGUGGGAGAAGCUCCUCACGGCUUCCGCCAUCACCAAGGAUGAUUACCAGAAGAACCCCAAGGCUGUCCUCGAGGUUCUUGAGUUCUACACUGAGAAGCUUGUCAAGCGCGCUGAAGACCCUGCGCAAUUCUCCAGCCUCACCCCCACUCCCGGUCUGGAUGCCCAGAACAAGCAGCUCGGCUACCCCUCCAGCGGUGCCUCGAUUGCUCCGCCGCGUCCUGCUCCGCCCAACGGCUUCCAACGCCAGGACAGCUCUAACACCGUCCGUUCAAACGGCAGUGGCCAGGCGCAGGCCGAUGCGCGCGCCGACGAAGAGCGGCGCCGCAGGCGUGAAGAUGAAGCUCGGAAGCAGCGCGAGCGUGAGAGAGAGGAACAGCGCCGUGAGACAGAGCGUAGAGAGCGUGAGGAGCAGGCUGCCUACAACGCCUCUCUUCCUCAGAAAUCUGUUCCCAUGGCCAAGCAGGAGAUUGGUGGCUACGGUGGUGAUGACAGCAGGGAUGCGAGCCCCGCUCGCUCGCAGGCAGACCGUUACAACCCGCAGCGCCCUGCUCCUCCUGCUCCUGGUCAAUCCCGCCAGCAGCAGCCGCCCGGAUCGCUUCGCCAGAUGGCCGCCCAACGCCAGGCUCCGUCGGCACCCAACAAGGCUACUAACGGUACCUACCAGCCUUCUGGUCAAAAGCAGCCCGCCUCGAAGCCCCAGUACGCUCCGAGUCACGGUGCUGCUUCGAGCCAGACGCGCAUCCCUGGCCCGGCCGCUCCCAAGCCCCUCAAUGUUGCCAAGCCUGCUGCCUCGCAAAGCGAUGCGGUCAAGAAGGCCGAGGCGGCUCUCACCAAGAAGGAGGAGCCCUCCUCCUCUUCGCGUAAGGAGGUCCGCAUGUCUAGCAUGUCCGAGAGUGAGGUCAUGGCCAGGCUGCGCGAAGUUGUGUCCAAGGAGAAGCCUCUCGACUCUUACAACAAGCAGAAGAAGAUUGGCCAGGGUGCGUCCGGUUCCGUCUACGUCGCGCGCAUCCGCGAGAGCGCUCCGUCUCCGAUGGCCCGUAGGCUCCUGGCGGAGCACGGCAACAAGGCCCAGGUUGCCAUCAAGCAGAUGGAUCUGCGCAACCAGCCCCGCAAGGAACUGAUCGUCAACGAAAUCAUUGUCAUGAAGGACUCCAAGCACCCCAACAUCGUCAACUUCCUCGACGCCUUCCUGCAGGAGGAGCAGUCAGAGCUGUGGGUCGUCAUGGAGUUCAUGGAGGGUGGUGCGUUGACCGACGUUAUUGACAACAACUCGACCAUUACCGAGGACCAGAUUGCCACUAUUUGCUUCGAGACUUGCAAGGGUCUCGAGCACCUUCACAACCAAAACAUUAUCCACCGUGACAUCAAGUCGGAUAACGUUCUCCUUGACGCUCGUGGCAACGUCAAGAUCACUGACUUCGGUUUCUGUGCCAAGCUCACCGAGCAACGCAGCAAGCGCGCCACCAUGGUCGGUACGCCGUACUGGAUGGCGCCGGAAGUCGUCAAGCAGAAGGAGUAUGGCAGCAAGGUUGAUAUCUGGUCGUUGGGUAUCAUGGCCAUUGAGAUGAUUGAAUCCGAGCCGCCAUACCUUAACGAGGAGCCCCUCAAGGCCCUCUACCUCAUUGCCACCAACGGCACUCCCCGCCUCAAGAAGCCCGACAAGCUUUCCAAGGAGCUGAAGGCCUUCUUGAGUGUGUGCUUGUGCGUUGACGUGCGGUCGCGUGCAACCGCGGGCGAGCUCAUCAGCCACGACUUCCUCAAGACGGGCUGUCCCCUUCCCAGCCUGUCGAGCCUGCUGGCGUUCCGCAGGAGCGGGUCGCACUAA
Molecule: messenger RNA, 2451 nt
Organism: Aplosporella prunicola CBS 121167
Lineage: Eukaryota; Fungi; Ascomycota; Dothideomycetes; Botryosphaeriales; Aplosporellaceae
Exons: 2
Coding region: 1-2451 (816 amino acids)
Biological process (GO): regulation of MAPK cascade; intracellular signal transduction; protein phosphorylation
Cellular component (GO): cytoplasm
Molecular function (GO): protein serine/threonine kinase activity; ATP binding
Source: RefSeq, a predicted model, not a curated record